Messenger RNA from Enterobius vermicularis (human pinworm), 309 nucleotides. The record is from the annotation of a GenBank genome assembly. Lineage: Eukaryota; Metazoa; Nematoda; Chromadorea; Rhabditida; Oxyuridae.
AUGGGAUAUCCUGAGAAAACCUCUGGAUUUUCCUUAAUAGCUGUGACUGUUUGGACAAUUCUCGAUCCUCGUCACAGUUACCUGUUAGAUUUGGUACAUUUUUCGGAGGAUGUACCAUUACUUCGUGGUGCCGCGUAUUUGAUGAUAAUAGUUGGUACAUUAACACUUCUGGUGGGAUUUGUCGCUUGCUGUGCUUCAACGCAAAAACUGCGCUGUCCAUUAGUGACGCUAAUACUGUUCUUAUUAAUUAUAUCACCAGCAGAAAUUGUUAUUGGAUCUCUAGCGAUUGCAUACCGUAAAAAGCAGUGA